GCAGGUGCAUCCGCAUUCCGUCCAAACGGGCCCCGACAUUUGAUUUCAUUUCUCUUCUCUUCUAACCCUUCUCUAUUCAGCAAUGGCUCUCCAAUGACCACGUUCAUCAACUCGCCGAGUCCACUCACCGCAAAGCCCCAUCCUCUGAUCUGCAAAACCCAGUUCAAGAAGACCUUCAUAUCUUCGUGUUCCACAACUCAUGAGCGCUUUUCUCACGAAAUGGUAAAUCAUCUCAAAACCCCAUGUCUCGUUCACCUCCAAAACCACUCUUCUGUAUUGGGUUUUCUUAAUUUCUCUUCAAAACCCCACAUUUCUUCCCAUUUCGCGGUUCCCGCCUCCAGAGAACCUUUUCAGGCAAUAGUCUCCAGGGUCUGCGCCAUCUUGUCCCGGGUUCAAUGGAAGGGAAGCUCGGAGCUGAAGCAGUUGAGUCCACAGCUCAAAGCCCACCAUGUUGCGGAGAUUGUGGCUGUGCAUAAAGAUACAGAAUCGGUGAUACAAUUCUUUUACUGGAUUUCUAAGAGGCCUUUUUACAAACAUAAUAUGAACUGUUUUAUCUCGAUGUUAAAUAGGCUUGUGCGUGAUCGGGUAUUUGCGCCGGCUGAUCAUAUUAGGAUUCUGAUGAUCAAAGCUUGUAGAAAUGAGGAAGAGAUUAGGCGGGUGGCGGAUUUUUUAAAUGACAUCAGUGGGAUGGGUUUUGGGUUUAGUUUGUAUAGUUGUAAUACAUUGUUGAUUCAAUUGGCUAAGUUUGAGAUGGUUGAGGGUGCUCGUAAUUUGUAUAAGCAAAUGCUGAAUAGUGGAAUUCAGCCGAGUUUAUUGACGUUUAAUACACUGAUUAAUAUAUUGUCUAAAAAGGGUAAGGUUCGUGAAGCUGAGUUGAUUUUGAGUCAGAUUUUUCAGUAUGACUUGAGCCCAGAUGUUUUUACAUACACAUCUUUGAUCCUCGGGCAUUGUAGGAAUCGUAACUUGGAUUUGGCAUUUGGGGUUUUUGAUAGAAUGGUGAAGGAGGGUUGUGAUCCAAAUUCAGUUACAUAUUCAACUCUUAUCAAUGGGUUGUGUAAUGAAGGGAGGGUGGAUGAAGCACUGGACAUGCUUGAAGAAAUGAUUGAGAAAGGCAUUGAACCAACAGUUUAUACAUACACUCUGCCUAUUACUGCGUUAUGUGCCAUUGAACAUGAGGAGGAGGCAAUUGAGCUUGUAGCCAGGAUGAAGAAGAGAGGUUGCCGUCCAAAUGUACAGACAUAUACAGCAUUGAUCAGUGGGCUGUCCAGAUUAGGUAAACUUGAGGUUGCAAUUGGGUUAUACCACAAAAUGUUGAAGGAAGGUUUGGUUCCAAACACAGUUACAUAUAAUGCCUUGAUAAAUGAAUUGUGUGUUGGAGGACGAUUCAGUACUGCUCUGAAGAUUUUUCACUGGAUGGAGGGGCAUGGUUCCUUGGCUAAUACCCAAACCUACAAUGAGAUUAUAAAGGGAUUGUGCCUAGGAGGUGAUAUUGAGAAGGCAAUGGUUCUUUUUGAAAAAAUGCUGAAAAUGGGUCCCUUGCCAACAGUGGUAACGUAUAACACACUGAUUAAUGGAUAUCUUACAAAGGGAAAUGUGAACAAUGCUGCAAGGUUAUUGGAUUUAAUGAAGGAGAAUGGAUGUGAACCAGAUGAAUGGACUUAUAAUGAACUUGUUUCAGGUUUUUCCAAGUGGGGAAAAUUGGAGUCUGCUUCUUUUUAUUUCCAGGAAAUGGUGGAAUGUGGUUUGAAUCCAAAUCCAGUCAGCUAUACUGCUUUGAUUGAUGGUCACAGUAAGGACGGGAAGGUAGAUAUUGCUCUGUCAUUGCUCAAGAGAAUGGAGGAAAUGGGUUGUAAUCCAAAUGUUGAAAGUUACAAUGCUGUUAUAAAUGGUUUGUCCAAAGAGAACCAGUUUUCUGAAGCAGAGAAAAUUUGUGAUAAGAUGGCAGAGCAAGGGUUGCUACCAAAUGUCAUUACCUACACGACUUUGAUUGAUGGGCUUUGUAGGAAUGGCAGGACCCAAUUUGCAUUCAAGAUUUUCCAUGAUAUGGGGAAAAGAAAAUGUCUUCCUAAUUUGUACACUUACAGCUCUCUCAUUUAUGGGCUGUGUCAAGAAGGCAAAGCUGAUGAAGCUGAGAUUCUGCUCAAAGAAAUGGAGAGGAAAGGAUUGGCUCCUGAUGAGGUAACAUUUACCUCACUCAUUGAUGGUUUUGUUGUGCUGGGUAGGAUAGAUCAUGCAUUCUUGCUUCUCCGACGGAUGGUUGAUGUGGGCUGCAAACCCAACUAUCGAACUUACAGUGUGUUGUUGAAAGGGUUACAGAAAGAAUGCCUUUUGCUUGAAGAAAAGGUUGCAGUCCAACACGAAGCAGUGUACAGUUUCAGUCCACAUGAGAAGGGUGUCAACUUUGAAAUUGUCUCUAAUCUCUUAGCUAGAAUGUCAGAGAUUGGAUGUGAACCUACUCUUGAUACCUACAGUACUUUAGUUAGUGGUUUGUGUAGGAAAGGCAGAUUUUAUGAGGCAGAGCAGUUAGUUAAGGACAUGAAAGAGAGAGGUUUCUGUCCUGACAGAGAGAUCUAUUACUCUCUAUUAAUUGCUCAUUGUAAGAAUUUAGAAGUGGAUCAUGCUCUAAAAAUCUUCCAUUCUAUUGAUGCUAAAGGCUUUCAGCUUCACUUAUCAAUUUACAGAGCGCUUAUUUGUGCUCUCUGCAAAGCAGGUCAGGUGGAAGAGGCCCAAGCUUUGUUUGAUAACAUGCUUGAAAAGGAAUGGAAUGCAGAUGAGAUUGUUUGGACAGUCUUGGUUGAUGGAUUGCUGAAGGAAGGAGAAUUAGAUCUAUGCAUGAAGCUUCUUCACAUCAUGGAAUCCAAGAAUUUCACUCCAAAUAUACAGACAUAUGUAAUUUUGGGUAGAGAACUGUCUAGGAUUGGCAAAUCCAUAGAAUCAGAGCCACUUGCUGAUAAAUUGAAAGUUCUGAAAGAUAGCAAUUAAGUUCAGGUUUUCUAUUGUAUCCAGACACAAAAAAUGUGUACAUGCUUCCAGAGGACAUAGUCAGCUAAUAAUGGGCCCUGGUAAUCCACUGAUUGGGGUGAGAUUUUCCCACUUGUGGAUAAUUAUUUUUUGAGAUGUAAUCCAUUGCAGCUCCAUCGUCCAAUAAAUGUAGUUUCACCUCACAAAGAAACAAUAUGCUAAUGUUUCCUGGAGCCUCACGCCAGAAUUACAUUAAAACAGCAGGAAGAAUGAGCUCUCGGUGCACUAGUAGGAGAAGACAAUCAUUAUUGGAUAAAAAUUGGAAGGCAUGAUUUCUAUGAAGCUAAUCAUAGAAAGAAUUGGAAGGCUUGGUUUUAUAUGAAACUAAAAGGCUUAUGUCAUCCAGCUUGCAUGUUGCCAGUGCAUUGGCUUUCAGAUCUUCUUGGUAACUGAAAUGCUAAGGUACACUUUGUAUGACACCAAUAUCGAAAUUAUUUUGCCUUUGAUUACCCCAAUAAAGGUUCAUUCAUGAACUAUACACCAAUUUUAUUGUACUGAAUUUCAUUCUCUUGAUUCAUUUUCACAGUUGCAACUGUAAUCACAACCUCAUAAAUUUUGAACAAAAAUUUACCUGUUUUGAAUUAAGUAAAAUUGAUUUGGCUUUUGCCAGUCUCCCUCCCACAAAUAGUCCAUGAAUCAGACAUCUAUGGAUAACUGAUAAUAGUAAUGGGGUAUGAUCAAUCAUGAUCAUUAAUUGAACAUGACUGAACUCAAUGGAGAAGGUCCAAUUCUACGCAUGCAUUUUGGUAUCACUGUGAAAUUUCUGUUUCAGUAUGAGAAUCAAUGCUCAAGUUUCAUUCAGAAUGAAUCGUGAGGAAGAAAGACUUACUCAUGGCCAAUAGAGUUUGAUAUCUCUUUUCUUAUGUUAGAAGUAAUUAUCCUACAGCUGGGUUGGAGAUUUGUGUCAUUCCUAAACACAAGACUAUUUGCUUUUCUUUGUGAGGAGCUACGCAAGAGUUUAACUUGCUGAAAUAUUUUAUGGAAAUUACCUAUUAAAAACAGAUGCAAAUUGUUCUCCUUCUGAAGCAGUAAGAGAACUGCAUCAGACACCUCUGUGCUUCAAAUCAUAUGCACUGUAUUGUAUAUGAUCUCUCUCUCAUUUCCUUGCAAUGGUCAGGAAAAUAUAUAUGUCAUAUUUUCCUCCUAAUAAUUGAAGUUCUGUUAGAAGUCAUUUUAUGGAAGCUAGUCCACCUUUCAUUUGGCCACCUCAUCAAGGAGGUAUUGAAUCUAUAUAUUGUCAGUUUAAACCUCUCCCACCAUAUAAAAGUUUGUUAGGUCCAUUGUUGGUUCUUUUUCUUGGCAAUGGAAUUUGUUUCCUUGGUUUCGUGACAGAAAUUAUUUCCUUGGUGGUAAAUAUAAUACAGUAGUGACUUCAAAUUGUAACAACUUUAAUAAUGCAUGUGAUUGUCUUCAUCGUGUAAACUUCAAGUUUGUUUGUUUCAAGCUGUUGAAAAUCAACUUUAUUAGGAAAUGACUUCCAUUUAAACAAUGGAAGUUAUGACAGAUACUGUCCUUGAUGAAUAUGCUUAGGUGAUAAUGCAGCUAAUUACAAAUAGAAACUAACAUGGUAAGCCUGCUUUCCGUCAUGUUGGAAAAAGAAAAAAAAACAAGUCAAAAACAAAUUUCUUCCAAUUUUGGUGAAAAGGAAUCCACUAAAAUAAUGCACCGUUUCAUAAAAUUGUGGAAAAGUUUACCCACAAGACCAAUAUGAUAGUUUAUGGUCUUAAACCAUUCUAGUGACCCCACUACUCCUUGAAUUUGUGUCCAGAAUGUGAAAUUCCUACUUUAGGGACUGUAAAUUAAGGUUUGAUGGUGCCUGAAUGCCCUUGCUGGGUUUAAUGGUGUCCACAUCAGCUGCAUUGCUUUUUUAAGGGUGGGUUCACUUGAUGACAUAUCCAUAAUUGUCCUUUGAUUUAGGGAAAGUUUUGAAUGCUAGUGUUGCUCCUCCAUUAGCACCCAACCUCAAACACAAUUAUAGAAUGGUUCCAAGAAACAAAUCAAUGAUGUACUGUCUCACUCUGUGUGCUGUAACUUAGAGAGGAUCGACUUCAAGAACCAGUAGUCUUUGGACACAAUGGUUAGCAGAUUGUGGUAAAUUUUGCACAAAAAAUGCUUCCCACUGGAACACAUCUUGUGAUAGGUAGUGAAAAGCCUUAUCAGUGUUGUGAUGUUGUCCGUAGGUAAGAUUGAUCUUGAACUCAAACCUAUCAAACUAGCUAUCUAUUUAUAUCUAUUUAUUUUGAUAGGUCAGAUUGUAUGGUAAACUAGCACUUUCCUAAGGUAGAGCUGUCAGUGUUGUAUCGAACUCUGGGGGUCCUAGACAUGUUGAAUGAUGUAAUUAUAACCAUUUGGAUAUUUGAAGUGGGGUCAAAACAAAAUUUCUGACUCUGAGGAAAGCAAAGAUAGAAGUUAUGUUGAUAUGCAGAAAGGUAGGAUCCUAUGAAAGUAAUGGGUUUAAAAGGCAGAAUGAGCACAUGGGUAGGACUCCUAUCUCUGUGUAAUGUAUAGAUGAAGAGGGGCCAUGUUGGUGUCUUUCCUCUCUCUUUCCUUCACAAGGUUCCAAUCACAACAUCAAUCUCCAGAAAUAUUCCUUCUAAUCCUUUGUCUUUUAUCGACACCUGCUUCUCUCCAAUCCCAACUCCAUUGAAAAAUAGGAAUAGAAGCAGAUAAAAGAAAUAAUAUCCCUUCAGAUCCUUCCAAAACAGCUUCCAUCUUCUCCCAAGCCAACAGGGUUUUAAAGACCAGCCAACACAACAUCACCUAACCUUUUAUUCCCUUUAAGACAUCCUUCCAAAUGCUACUCUCCACCCUCCUUUGGCCUUUAUCUCCCACCCUCUUUCUAUCUUAAAAGGUCCUUUUGCCUUCACAUCCACCAACCCGUAUCUUUACUAUUAGUCUUUAACAGCCUUUCCUCUUGGAUUUUGCUCCUCAGCAGCCGAUUCUCCAAGCUAUUAUAUCACCCAGAAUGAAUUAGAGAGCAUCAUAGUGUAUAAACUAAUGCUUAGCAGAAACCCUGUCUUCUCCUAUAUAUAUACAUGAACCUCUUAGUUCCCAUCAAUAUUCCCCGUGAUUGAGCUCUCAAAUGGGUAGGCAGGGUAGUGACCCGACCAUGGUUAGCUCCUCCAUCGCUCUCCUCCAAGAGAGGUUCAGGCAGUUGCAGAGGGUGAAGGAGAGACGUGAGGAAAAAGAGCUGCUAAAGCUUUUCUCAGAGUCUGAAAGGAUCGCUCCAGCCAUGCUUUUGGAUUCAGGCAAGCUGUUGUCCGGCCAACCUGAGACCAUCCGGCCAUGUAGGCAACCUGUCAAUCAAGAUUUCCUCUCUCUUGGACCCAACUCGAAUCAGAAGGUCAAGUGUGCUGAUUCCCGAUCCAUCAAGAAGACGACCCCGCGGUCGUCAAGCUUGUGGCCGGUGGAACCAAACUUUGUCAGCCCAUCAAAUAGUUUUGAUAGUUCAGACGUGGAUACUUCUCUUCAUCUGUAGGAAAAUUUUUCUUUCCUUCUCUUUGCUUUCUUUUUGGUUUUGUAAGUAUGAGCAAGGAGCAAUGUAAUUAAUCUUUCUCGUGAUCGACUUCAUAUGUUUUCUCGUCA
Vitis riparia (riverbank grape) is the source of this 6606-nucleotide messenger RNA. RefSeq names its product pentatricopeptide repeat-containing protein At5g65560. Gene Ontology annotation, molecular function: protein binding. The transcript is spliced from 3 exons. The record is from RefSeq and is a predicted model, not a curated record. Lineage: Eukaryota; Viridiplantae; Streptophyta; Magnoliopsida; Vitales; Vitaceae. The coding region runs from base 94 to 2982 and encodes 962 amino acids.